ACCUACAGAUUGACAAUUACUUUGAACGUAACUUUAGAAAUGGAGCAGAACUCAUUGAGCACCAGAUCAUCUCAAACUUUUUUUUUAACAUGGCGAUGAGUUCACUGUACUCUAUUUCCUCUGAAGUCACCAGCGCAGUCCAACAAAGCACUGCUAGGAAUGGUUUGAAUGGGAGAAACCUGUCAUAGCUGACAAGCCUCUGUGUGAUGUCAUGUUAGUGUGGACCCAAAUCCAAUAGGAAUGUUUCGAGCCACUUGUUGAAUCUGUGCCACGGAAGGAUAAGGCAGUGUUGACGGUAAGAGGUCCAACCUGGUGUUGAUAGGGUGGUGAGUGUGAAUGGAUAGAGAAAUAUACACGAAAGAUAAUAAGUAAAAAUGCAAAACUUAAAACACAGAAUCAGCGAUGUUCAGGAUUUAUUGUGGGCACCGUGAUUAGAAAGAGGUACAUGUGGAGGAAUGAGUGAUCCGUGGUCACCACAGCACGAUGUGCUUUAUUAGCAAAGAAUCAUACAACAUGUCUAAGAGGAGGGUUGCUCGUACCACACCGUCCCCAAAGUCAUCAGGAGGCGCCUUCUCCUCACUGCUCAGUCUUCUUCAGCUGUAGUUGUCAAUCAACUCAAGCAGCUGAUGCACUGCAGCUCUGAACAUGUGCAUUUGCGGCCUGCACUCAUUAUACCCCUCCCCCUGGUGUUCACACAGCUUUAAAAAAAAACAAACACGUUUUCAUGCUGUUACUAUGUUUACAGAAGAUGAUAACGUUUCCCAGUGCUGUAGAGCCAGAUUACUGUACUUGUGGCGUCUGGUGAAGGACAGGUGAAUGGCUAAAAAGAAAAAGGUAAAGCGGAUCAUGUUACAAGCAGUGGCUUCACCUGACAACAAGCUUCUUUGUGUCUCAUGCAGGUCUCCAAACAGGGUCGUUUAGAGACCCUUCCUCCACCCUGUGACUCCAGAUAUUUAUAGAGGAGUCGUCUGUCAGUGAAGCCAUGCUCCUGGUCUGUGUGUCGCUCUAUUUCUGACUAUUGCUGCAUACCCCCUCAGUCAGUCUUGCCCAGUCUGUGCGACUGUGAGUGUGUGACAGGGGGACUCUCAUUUUGGCUCGCUGGAUUUGCCAUUAAACAUCUGGAGCCUUUAGCUGCUUCUCUACAGUUUUGGAAGAUUGUUCUUCUCCCUCUGUGCACACGCACAUUGCCACAAUCACAUCUUGCUGACAGACGCGUGACCCUCCACCUCCACAGCCACCUCACUCCCCUUAACCCUCUCCCUACUGUGAAACCAUGGCACUGUCCUCACGCUUAAAACUCUGGGAGAAGAAGAUAAAGGAGGAAAACAAGCCAAUUGUCACAACGGUACCACAUCCGCCUCUGUCAGUUCUUCCAGGUGGUUUCCUCAAGCAGCUCGUCAGAGAUUCAGAGAAAGAGACCAAACAUAAAGAGCCAGAGGUCAAAGAAGAAAGGCCACCAAACAAACUGAGUGACAACCUGGUGCAACAGUUUCUACUCCCAGAUCAGACUCCUCCAAUCCUCGAGGCAGAAAUGUCCCUGCGGACAGAGCAAUUCAGCGACAACAGCGACAACAGCCAACCUCAAGGACGCAACUCAGCACAGCCAGAUGGCAGGUCCUCAUCUCAGUGCCACAUAGUGACUCCUGACUCCAGGGGUAAACCUGAAACCAGACCAGACGUAACACCAGAGCCCCCAAAGCAGAAGCUGCAACAGUGGGACAGAAGGACUGAAAAGAAGAGCAAAAAUAUGGAGGAGCAUACAAAGAAGGAGAGGAUAGAGGAAUUUGGGCAAGGGAAGGAGAAAGAGAAGGGGAUGGAGGAGAGGCAGGAGCCAGAGGGAAUGCAAACAGAGACAACUGUGACAGAGAAUGCCAGGAAGGAGGUUAGGGAUGUGUGGUAUGAAGCUGGAACUGUGUGGUACGUCGACAAGGAUGAUUUCAUCCGUGCUACUCAGCUGAAGCCAGACGAAGGCACACCAGAGCUGUCCGAGGGCCGGGUGAGGGUCCGGCUUGAGACGGACGGCUCAGUGCAUGAUGUCUCCGAGUAUGAAGUUGAGAAGUGUAAUCCACCAGAGCUCGACCUGUGUGAGGAUCUGAGUGACCUGCAGAGCGUGAAUGAAUGUGGAGCUCUGCACACUCUGACCAGUCGAGCUAAAGCAAAUCUUCCACUGACACAUGCAGGACCAAACCUGGUCAACUUCUGGCCUCCGUUACAGAGCCACAGCAAGACCCCAAAGUCACGGCGAGGGGAGUCUGUGUGGGAUGCUCCUCCUGCCCUGGCUGCCCUGGUCAAACGUGUCUACAUGUCUAUGGUUGGCACCAGAAGGGAUCACAGUGUGUGUGCAUUGGGACGCAGCGGGACGGGCAAGACCACGGCAUGUCAGACCUUCACACAUGCUCUUAUCAAACAAGCUGGCACAGCAGGAGAGAACAUGAGUGUGGAGCGUGUUCAGGCUAUGUUCACUAUCCUGAGGUCUUUUGGCUGUGUGAGCUCUAAGCACAGUGAUGCGUCGUCUCGAUUUGCUAUGGUUUUCUCAUUGGAUUUUAACCAUGCUGGACAAGCUGCUGCUGGACACCUACAGACCUUGAUGUUGGACAAAUGGAAAGUGUGCCAGAAAAUUCAGGGAGAAAGUAACUUCCUGGUCUUCUCUCAGAUGCUGGCAGGACUCAGCGCAGAGACGAGGAUCGAACUGCAGCUACACCAGCUCUCUGAAUUCAACUCCUUUGGUAUUGUUCAUCCCGCCAAGGUGGAGGAGAAACAGCGUGCAUCCAUUGCUUUCACAAAGCUGCUGAGUGCCAUGGAAACACUGGGCUUCUCACCCGGCGAGCAGAAGGCGAUAUGGCAUGUUCUGGCUGGUAUUUACCAUCUGGGAGCUGCUGGGGCCUGUAAAGUGGGCAGGAGGCAGUUUAUGAACUUUGACAGUGCUCAGAGGGCAAGCAGUGUGCUUGGAUGUGAAGGUGAUGAUCUGCACACAGCAGUUUUCAAACAUCACCUUCAACAGCUUCUGCAGAGGGCCACCGGGGGCAGCAGAGAGAGGAGCGGUGCCGCAGAAUCGGAGGAAGGUCCGAGGCUAACAGCUGCUCAGUGCCUCAAUGGAAUGGCUGCUGGACUUUAUGAAGAGCUCUUCACUGCCAUCGUGUCACUCAUCAACAGGGCGCUGAGCAGUCAGCAGCUGAUGCUAGCCUCUGUGAUGGUGGUGGACACGCCAGGCCUGAGGAACCCACGACACUCAGCAGAGGAGAGAGGAGCCAGCUGGUCCGAGUUCUGCCACAAUUACCUACAAGAGAGGCUGCUGGAGCAUUACCAUUCACAUACGUUCACACAUACACUCGAGAGAUACGCUCAGGAGAAGAUCCACGUGGAGUUUGAAUGUCCAGAGACCAGCCCGGCCGAGGUGGUCUCUGCCAUUGACCAGCCACCUCCACAGGUCCGCGCAGCAGAUGAAGACCGCAGAGGUCUUUUAUGGGUUCUGGAUGAGGAGAUGGUGACGCCAGCCUCUUGUGAAAACAGGGCCGUGGAAAGAGUGUGCCAGUAUUACAGCAACAUGGUGCGACAGUGUGAGCAGCUGCUGCAGUGUGAGGUGAAGCACCUGAUGGGGUCUGAUCCUGUCCGAUACGAUCUGGCUGGAUGGUUCAGCCUCAUCCAGAACAACCCAUCUGCUCUGAACACCAUCUGUCUGCUCCAAAACUCCACUGUAGGGGUUGUGAAAGCCAUGUUCACCCCAAGAAUUUCUCUGCCCCCCCUGUGUCGGGCUCUGGGGGGACUAGAGGGUGGCAGCCAGCGCUCUUUGCAGAGGAAUGGCACCAUCAGGAAGACAUUCAGUGGGGGAAUGGCAGCGAUACGCAGACACUCUCAGUGUAUUGCAGUAAAACUCCAGGCAGAUGCUCUUAUCAAUCUGAUCCGUCGAGCCAGGCCAGUGUUUCUGCAGUGUGUCAGUGCAAAGACUGACAAUGGAAGUUUUGACAUCCCAGCCCUCAGGGUGCAACUGCACUCCACACAGAUCCUGUCAGCUCUGCAGCUAUACCGCAUAGGUUAUUCAGAGCACAUGACUCUGGGGGAUUUCAGGUGUCAUUUCCAGGCUCUCGCUCCUUCAGUCAUGAAACGUUACGCUUCAGUGUUUGUCAGCCACGAUGAGAGAAAGGCAGUGGAAGAGCUGCUGGUUGAAUUGGAUGUGGAUAAAAAGAGCAUCCUCGUGGGUGCCAGCCGGGAAAUGAAGGUUGAAGAGCUCAGCACUGUCAGACAGGCAUUACAGGCGGACCUGGAGACGUCCAUCCGGCGCAUCGUUGAUCUUCAGGCUGCCCUAGAGGAAGUAGAAUCGAGUGAUGACAGCGACACUGAAAGUGUUCACACUGCUGUGGAGUCCUUUACUCAAAAGAAAGACCUUGACUCUGUGUCCAGUGUCGGCUCUGUUGGGGGAGAAGGCAUUCACACAUGGUCAGGAGUGUCUAGAGGAGGCUCCCGCGGUGGAAGCUCACUUCACAGCAGCCAGGGGGGCCGUCAGUCUGUUGCUGACACCAUCAGCACCUACAGCUUACAUUCUUGUGUGAAUCCUGAUGAUGAGGGCUCUGAGGCUGGAGGCGUUGCUAGCAGAUCUCUUGGUCGAGCCCCAUCCUCCACAGCUCUGUCUGAAUUGUUGGAAGGACUUCGUAAACGCAGAGCUGGCGGUGAUGCAGGAGAUGAAACUGGCAGUACUGUCUCUUUGGCAAUUUAUCAAACAACCGGCGCAUCGACUCUCAGACGGAGAGCCUCGGCCCUCUCUCUCAGUCCAGAAGAUGUCCAGGAGCCCAGACCUGGUCCCAGCAUCCUGAAACCAUCCUCCCCACUCCUGCCACGUUCUACCAAAACUCUCUCUGCAGCUGGAGGCAAAGUCUCUCGCUUUAACUCAGGUGAUUCUCUCUCAUCGCUUCCCUCAUUGCCGCACCUCUCCUCACUUGCUGCUCGUCAUCAUGCUCCUUCCGUCUCCAUCCCAGAGGAAGAGAAGUCGCUGCACUCUGUCACAACUCCCAUCCAGCGCUCCCCUCUGGCACCACGGCAGUGCAUGGUGGGGAGCCUCAUUCCAGAGGACGUAGGUGAAGGAUCCCUAGGUUCAGAACCCAUGGUCUUCCAAAAUCGGCGUCUGCCUUUGGACCGUGACGACGCGGCCUCAGACAUCUUGCCUGCAAUCAGGAGAGCUCAGUCAACCAGCAGCCUGGCCAGCUCAGUCAGAGGAGGUAGGAGAGCACUAAGCGUCCACUUUGGAGAGCUGCCUCCCUCGAGCCACAGCAGGAAAAGCUCUGAAUCGGAGUCCUCUAGCUCAGGUGGAUCAGGACGAAGCUCCCAGGGUGGUGGGCCAAGACGCAGGUUUGAGAGGCCGCAGGGUGAGAGAUUGGAAGCAGAGGGCAGCGAGGGGGGAGACGUGGCUUCACUCAUGAAGAAAUACCUGAAAAAGGAGACUGACUGAAGCAGAUGUGCGGCAGUCUCAGCAGAGACCUUUGGAGAUGGCGAGUGUUCCUCCCACGGCAACACAGAAGCUUUUUGACUCUUCAUAUGGAAAUUCACAAGUCACCAAAAAUACAUUUGUUCAAUUUUUGAUCACUCAGUCUGUAUUUAAAGUAAGCAGUUUAUAUAUGAAUAAAGACAAUGAAAUGAACAGUUUGCUUUGUGACUUUACUCUUUGUGAGUCAUUUCUCCAAGAGAUUCCUUUUUUAAAAUUAUUAAAUUAUAUUGUUUUGGUCUUGUGUUGAAAAAUUCUAUCACAGAUGUGGAUGUGGUGCUUUGAAAAUCUUUCAAAAAAAAGGAGAGUUUGGUGCUGCACAACAAGUUGCAGUGGAAUUGUAAUUUCACUGUGGUGUGGUCCAGAACCACUGAAACCAACACAAGUGCUGUAUCGGGAAGACAAUUGACCUUCUGACACACGCUACCUUUUAAGUCCAUGCUUGGUAUUAACCCUGUGCUCUGCUUAGAAUUUUUUCUUCGCUCAGUGUAAAGCAAUGCAGCAUGUUUCCUGUCACUCCACUCUUAGAUUGCAAAGUGUUUUCUUCCUGUUUUUACUUUCUUGCUCCCACCUCAGACACAUAUAACCGGUAUGAUGCUGUGUGUAGUGAUAGCUUUUCGUUUACUUGGAUUUGAUGCUGUGUAAAUACCAUAGACCCUAUAUAAAAAUUGCGAUAACCCCCUUGACAAUGCCCAUUGCUUUCUUGGGUGGAGUGUUAUUGAUUAAUUCUUGCAAGGAUAAAGUUUUGUAUUUUUUCAUCAAAACACAUGAGUUAUAAAAAAUGAAUUUGUUCAGAGACGCACCGUGUUGGCUCUGAAUUUUCAUGAUGACUCAUAUAACAGGCACACUAUUUUAUUCAAGUUUUUCUUUAUUGAAACAUUGAAUAGUUAUUUUACUAAUAACCAUAGAUCUAACCACCUGCCAUUGUUCUUGCUAGUCUUUUUGCAAACACUAUUAAGCUUUGUAAAUAAAUAUAUAAACUUAUUAGACUAAAGGCUUAAAGGAAAUUGUGCAAGAAAUACUUGAGGUGCCACAACAGACAGGCAUUGAUGUGCGAUGUGUCCCUGUGAUUUCCAGGUCCAGGGCAGGAAAAAAGAGUUAAAUAAUUAAACGUAAUCUGCUGCUCAGCUGCUAAACUUAAACGGCAUCGUUAUUGACAGUUGAGACUCCCAAACUUAACACCUUGGCAUGAUCUGAAACUCAGAAACAUGGUAACUUGGACAUACUAGGGAACAUUAAGGCACAAGGAGCGUGCAUACAAAGCCAAAUGACAAUGACGUGACAGGAAACAGAGGAAGACUGAUGACUUAAAUACACAGGAUAAUGAGAGGAUGGGUAACAGGUGGAAACGGAGCUGGAACAAAUCUGACCAAUGGAACAGAGGAAGCAAAACUAAAUAUGAUGCACAUGAAACAAGGUGCUGUGAAAAUAAAUCAGGAAACACUAAGGGAACUAAACCAAAACCACAGAGAUAAGUGCAAUAAUCAGAAAACACAUAAAUGUAAGAAAACUAAACUAGGAAACAUAAUUCACUCUAGGAAUACUACAACAAUGAUUAACCAAGAUUCAAAAGUUCACAAACAAAAAACACUGAGUUAAAGACGCAAAAUCAUGAGUUAGACCCUUUAGAUUUACACAAAUUGACAACAACCUUACCCGUUUCAUAAGAUAAUAUUUCAUAUCAGACAAAUUAGCUACUUAUCGCCACAUUCUAGGUGAAAUGCUGAAACAACAGAAAAGUUCACUGACUUUAUAAACUCAACUGAUUAGAUUUGGUAGAACAAAGUACACACAUGAGAACACUCUUAGUUUCUCUUUUGACUCUUGAUACUCUGGAAAAGCAGUUCAAAUCUGGGCCA
Haplochromis burtoni (Burton's mouthbrooder) is the source of this 7332-nucleotide messenger RNA. RefSeq names its product unconventional myosin-XVIIIb. Lineage: Eukaryota; Metazoa; Chordata; Actinopteri; Cichliformes; Cichlidae. The record is from RefSeq and is a predicted model, not a curated record. Gene Ontology annotation, molecular function: protein binding; cytoskeletal motor activity; ATP binding. Gene Ontology annotation, cellular component: myosin complex.